UAGGCUACACAGUCAUUAGGCUUCAUCUUGCUUUGGGUGAAUAAUUCACUGAAUUAUUCAGAGGCUCUGUGAUGCUCUUGAGGGGGAAUCUCUGCUUACUGUGUCUUUAAAGUCGUGCAGAGGGGAGCUAUACUAAAGAAAGGAGGGGGCUGCUGUGCGCCAGUUGGAGGUGUCUGCCUGUCGCAGCGGCUUGGUGUUGACAUUAAAGAAGAGCGCGUCCAUGCUUCAGCGGGGAUCUACGGCGCAAUUUGAGAUACUCCGAUUGAACCGGUUCCAGGCAGAUUGUCAUCAGACUGAAGAUACAUGGAUGGACAGAGAAAUAGUGCAAUCGGAAUUAACUUGUCAGCCGGUGCGAGGAAUUUCUGGAUAUAAUGGGGAAUACGACACCUAAACCUUUGAUAGAUGCGACUCUGCAACCCCGCCCGGUGGCCAGCAGGCAGUACUACACCCUGCCUAAGAAUGGGGCAGGUGUGGAGAGAAGAACGUCCGCCGCUCCGGUCAGCAUCAAUGUGGAGUCACCCCGCUUUCACCCCCACGCCAAAGGCAAGAAUAUCAGGCUGGAUGGGCAGCUUCGGCGUGCCACACGCAAGAACAGUUUCUGUAAUGGCAUCACUUUCAGCCACAGGCCUGUCCACCUCUAUGAGAAGGUGCGUCUUCGCCUGAGUGGCGUGCACACUGGCUGGAGUGGAGCUCUACGCUUCGGUUUCACCAGUUUAGACCCCAGCGAAUUGGUCGCUACAGACAUCCCCAAGUAUGCUUGCCCAGACCUGGUGACACGGCCCGGCUACUGGGCCAAAGCUCUGCCUGAGAGGCUGGCCUUGAAGGACAAUGUUUUGUCAUUCUGGGCUGAUCGCCAUGGAAGAGUUUUCUACAGCAUCAACGAUGGAGAGCCCAUCCUCUUCCACUGUGGCCUCAGCAUCGGCUGUCCACUCUGGGCCAUCAUAGAUAUCUAUGGCAUCACUCAGGAGGUCACACUGCUUGAAAGCACGUUUGCUGAGAGCGUGGGAUCCAGCUGCCUGAGUGCGGCCCGUCUGAGUGCCUAUCUGCCCCAGAGUAGCCACGACUCAGCCAAUUACAACAACAAUCAACUGGAGAACAACCAGGCUGCUGCUGCCAAGAUGGCCAACCUCCAGCUCAAUAACUACACACAGCUUAUCCCCUGCUGCUCCUCCACCUCUUCCUCCUCCACAUCGUCCUCAUCUGCCUCCACUGGAUUCAGCACCCCGAGGGUGGUCCGGGGCCUUCCUUCCCCGCUGGACAAUGACUUGCACUUUCACCCCGUCCGUGGCUCUGAUGUAAUACUCUCUGCAGACCGCUCUGCCGCCUGCAUCCACUUUCUGGACAGCAGUCGGACUCUGGUGUUCAGUGACCGUCCGCUGCAUGUGGGUGAGACUUUGUACGUGGAAGUUGGCCACCUGGGCCUGCCCUACUUUGGGGCGCUGUUGUUUGGUUUAACAUCCUGUGACCCUGCCAGUCUACAUGCCGCGGACUUACCGGCAGACCCUGAGGUUCUCCUGGACCGUAAAGAGUAUUGGGUGGUGCAUCGAGGCUUCCCCAUGCCUUGCUCUGGAGAUGUUCUCAGCUUCAGUCUGCUGCCCAGCGGAGAUGUGCUCCACGGGGUGAAUGGAGUGGGACGUGGCAGGCUGCUCUGUGUGGACACCUCUCAGGUCCUCUGGGCCUUUUUCACCCUGCAUGGGGCUGUCAACAGACUCAGGAUACUGGGAACACUGCAGUCCAGUCCUCCCUCCACAUCCCCCAGCACUUCUCAAAGCAGCAGUCCCGAUGACAGCGACUCCGACCUGGCGUUCACUGUCAACAGAUCCUCCUCUGCCUCUGAAUCCUCUCUGGUGACUGCUCCCAGCUCCCCCCUCAGCCCUCUCCCUCUCCGAUCAUCUCCGACUCUCACCGCCUCAGAACUGCCCUCUGCUGGAAAAAACGGAGAAUGCACCAUUUGCUUCGACCAGGACGUGGACACCGUCAUCUACACCUGUGGACACAUGUGUCUGUGCAACAACUGUGGGCUGAAGCUGAAGAGACAGAUCAAUGCGUGCUGUCCGAUAUGCAGGAGGCCGAUCAAAGAUGUUAUCAAAACAUAUCGGCCAUGAUGGUCCAGAUGUUCCAACAGGUGCUGUGACUUCCGCUGCUGGAUUCCACCUGUGACCCCUUCUCAGGCUUGGUUGGACACGGAUCUUGGCCCCAAUUGGAGAUUAGCCAAACCAGGACAUAAUUGUGCCUAUAUGUCCAUUUUAUAUGGGUAAAUCUUUUGUGAAGAUAGAAUAUGCUCUUCAUACGCAGAACUGUGAUCCUGUUAAUACAUAGACUGCUACAUGAGCUCCUUUGAUUUGGCUGAGAAAGAAGAGAUGAAUCAUGCGCUCCUUUUUUGUAAUGUGAAUGUGAUGUCUCUUACGUCACAUGUAUUUACUGAGCAGAAAAGCCUGCUGUGAAUAUUUGGUCCUUACACUUAUCGUCCUAGAUUAAUGUGUGCUUCAGCAGAGUUUGUGGACCGUAGUCUAUAACUUGUAGUGCCUUAGAUUUAUGUCACAUUGUGUGUACAAGUAAUCAUGCUACCAAUCUUAGCCAUAUUUUUAAUGUACAGUACGGAAAGUGUGUGGUGAAAAGACACACAGAUGCAGAAUAUAUGCAAUGAAAGGUGUUAUAGAAAGAUUCUUUAGUGCAGGGGGGGUCAAACUCAACUUUAAUAAGAGCCAGAAUGGAAAAUGUGAAUCACAUCAAGGGCCAGACAUGUAGAGUUUAUUGACAUGCUUUUAUUUAAGAGAAAAAGUCAAAUAUGUUGACUGUUUUAUUGUGUGUCUCAUAUAGCUUUCUCACUUAACAUUCUGGGCCUAGUUGCCUGGGUAGCUCACCUUGUAGAGCAGCUGCCCACCUAUAGAAGUUUACUCCUCAGCGCAGCGGCCGCAGGAUCGACUCUGCCCUGCGCCCCUUUGCUUCAUGUCAUUCCCCCUCUCUCUCCCCUUUCAUGUCUUCAGCUGUCCUAUAUAAAAAAAAAAAAAAAAAAAUCUUUUUACAGUGUGGGCCUCAUACAGCCCCCAAAAAGUCAGAAAAAGGUCCUUAGCCAUCAAAGACAAAAAGCGACAAGAAACGUAAAAAAAACAACACCGGAAAAAGUGGCCAAAAACGUCUGGAAAAAGCACCAAAAACAUGAAAAAGGGCCUAAAACGACAGAAAAGCCGGAUCAAAAUGUGACAGGGGCCGGGUUUGGCCCUCAGGCCUUUAGUUUGACACGUGUGCUUUAGUGGAAAGAUGUAACUGUAUAUUAAGUGUGUUCAGUGGCGUGCUUUAAGAAAAGUAUGUUUGGAAAGUACAAAAUGAAGAAUCCGGUUUUACACGUUGAGAGAUUAAUAAAAGUGGACUGUGUGAUUAAAA
This is a messenger RNA of Perca fluviatilis (European perch), 3384 nucleotides long. RefSeq names its product neuralized E3 ubiquitin protein ligase 1B (gene neurl1b). Lineage: Eukaryota; Metazoa; Chordata; Actinopteri; Perciformes; Percidae. Gene Ontology annotation, molecular function: ubiquitin protein ligase activity. Gene Ontology annotation, cellular component: early endosome. The coding region runs from base 372 to 2105 and encodes 577 amino acids. The record is from RefSeq and is a predicted model, not a curated record. Gene Ontology annotation, biological process: ubiquitin-dependent endocytosis. The transcript has 6 exons.